AUGCACAUCUACUGCUCGCCACCGAGCUUCGGGCGUAGGAGUGCCCAGGUAAAAACUAUACAUGGAAGCAAUUGGAAUGGCGACACCAUAAGCCCCUGGAAUAUAAGCGCUAGCCGCAAGGGGUCAGGUACCGCGCAGCGUAUAUGCAACAGCAUUGAAUGUACAGGUGUAUCUCGAGUGCCCCUAAAGGAAAUCAGUACGGUCGCCCCUGGAUCAGCUAUUCAGGGGCUGUUACGGCGUGCACUAAGGAUACUGGAGAUUGCUGUCUGCCGAAGGUAA
Blumeria graminis f. sp. triticale is the source of this 279-nucleotide messenger RNA. Lineage: Eukaryota; Fungi; Ascomycota; Leotiomycetes; Helotiales; Erysiphaceae. The record is from the annotation of a GenBank genome assembly.